AGAGAGAGAGAAAGGACGGGGAGGAGGCAGAGGGAGGGAGUAAACCUCUGUCACUCACUAGAACCACUGCCAUCAUAUUGGGGUCUGGGAGAGCUCCAAGUCGUUAAAUCGUGUGCUGCAGGAAGUUGAGCCAGAGAGAGAGACCACGAGAGGCACUGAGAAUCAGGGGCUCUGCUAUCCUGUAAGCAAGUCCUCCAGCUGCUGACUGCAUCAGAUCAAGACCUCUCCACCACAGUUCUACUCUAACCCUCUGGGCUCUUUCCCUCCUUCCACAUCAGACCUGAAUAUGGCCACGCUCUGAAGAAGGAAGUUGCCAUGACAAGCCUCCCAUCUUCUUUGGGCAUGAAGCUAUGGCUUCCCAUAUCUGUCAUGGCCUUCAUAAGACAAGGAGAAUGAAGAACAUGGAAAACAAAAUGUGGAAAACCAAAGUCAUCCCCAUUCAGGCCUCAAGCCUUCUCAGUACUCUUUCUUCAGGACACCUGAAGCUUGAAUCAUACAUAGUUUGAUCAUAAGAUAUUAUCUUCAGGUCUUAUCAUUAUAAGGAGUAAGAACUGAAACUUGAACCUUAUUUCACCCAAACUUAUUUUACUGAUGAAGAAACUGAAACUUGGAAAUAAAUACUGAUUUACUCAAGGUCAUGCAGGAAGCCGAGCUGAAAUUUAAGUCCUCCAUCUCUGAACCUAGAGUCUUCUCCAUUCUAUCCUGCUCUCAUUUAUUCAGCCGGGAAGUCCAUAUCAGCACUGCCUGGUUAGGAUCCAUUACUCUAUCUCUUGAUUUAAUUAGGAAAGGAAAUCUAAUGAAUCAUUAAAGCCUUAAUGGGUAUGGAUAUUUAAAUAAAAAGACACCAUUUAUUGAAGAGCUUGCUCAAGAAAUCUGAUCCCAGAAACUUUGCUGUGUUGUAGUCUUAAAAGUUGGAGGUCCCAGAUGGAUGCUGACAGCCAAGACUCAAGCUGGCACCAGGUUUUGAUUGGCCUGGUGCUCAUAUUCCUAAUCCUCAUCACAGUCCUGGGUAAUGUGGUGGUGUGCCUGGCUGUGGGGCUGAACCGCAGGCUCCGGAGCCUCACCAACUGCUUCAUUGUGUCCUUGGCCAUCACCGACCUCCUCCUGGGCCUCCUGGUGCUCCCAUUCUCCGCUGCUUGUGAGCUGGGCCAGACAUGCAACUUUGAAGAGCCCCUUUGUAAAAUUUACACCAGCCUAGAUGUGAUGCUCUGCACUGCCUCCAUCCUCAACCUCUUCAUGAUCAGCCUGGACCGCUACUACGCCAUCACCGCUCCGCUGCGCUACACCAUGGUGGUGACGCCCAAGCGGGUGGCCAUUGCUCUGAUCUUCAUCUGGAUGAUCUCCAUCACGUUCUCCUUCCUGCCCAUCCAUUUAGAGUGGAACACCCAAAACAUCACUAACUCGAACUUGACUCCCAGUAAAUGCAAACUGCAGGUCAACAAGGCCUACGGCCUGGUAGACGGCCUGGUCACUUUCUACAUCCCCCUGCUGGUGAUGUGCGCCACCUACUAUCGCAUUUUCAAAAUUGCCCGUGAACAAGCCAAGAGAAUUAACCACAGCUACUACAACAAGGCUGUCACCAUCCGCGAGCACAAAGCCACCGUCACCUUGGCGGUUGUGAUGGGGGCUUUUAUCAUCUGCUGGUUUCCCUACUUCACGGUGUUUGUUUACCGAGGAAUAUGGGGUGACAUCAAUGAGACCUGUGAAACCAUCGUCCUGUGGCUUGGCUACGUCAACUCAGCUCUGAACCCCAUCCUGUAUGCAGCUCUGAACAGGGACUUCCGCACGGCAUACCAGUGCCUCUUCUGUUGCAAGGGCAGGGGUAUCACUUCCAGGGGGUCCUCCCUGUCUCCUAGCACCUCCCGCCAAUCCCAGACCCAGUCCCACCAAGUCACCCUAGGACUUCAGGAAGAGACCUCUCUGAGACUCCCAGUGCAGAACGGAAGCGAAGCCCCGUUCCCCCAGGAGCCAGAUAAUUUGGAAACUUCAAGUUUGGCUGGCCAGAGAUGAGAAACUGAGAACCAAGGAAGAGAUUAAAUAACGUGACCAAGGUUGUACAAGAACUCUGGACAGUUUCCUAAGUCUCCAUGAUUCCGGUUGUAGAAAAUCCCAGUCCUUUCCUAUUUCAAUUGAAGUUAAGGCCAUGCUUACACUUACAACUGGAAACAGGAAAGGCAGAAGCAGGGCUCUUUGGAAGCCUUUUCUGGCCUAUACUUCCAACUCUAGAAUCAUCCUUACCUGCUGGGAAAAUGUGUGGGACUUGAAGUUCCUCAGGAAGCAAGUGGAGGAAUCUGAGGGAGGAUUUUCUGACAUACUGAGAACACCACCAACCCAGAUCACUCAGGACAUCACUUCUCAGACCACUGAGGACAUCACUCACCAAGAUAUGUUGGAAACCAUCCCUGCCAACGAGGGCAGCAUUCCCAAAAUCAGCAGGUUACUAAGGACACCAUCCCCAGGUCCACAAGGCCAUCUUGCUACUCUCAAUUCACUGAGUACAUUAUUUUCCUCUGCAUUGUUGACUUUUAUUUCCUAUGAUCUGAUCAGGAAAUAUUCAAGACAAGCCCAUAUGUCAGUCUGGGAGAAAAAUAAUUCAGGAGUUUUCAAACUAUGAGAUCAAAGAACAUGAAUUUAAAUUCCUGGAUGUCAGAAAACUGUUUAUAAGUCUCCCCUUAUUGAGAAAUAAGUCUCCAAACAUAAGUAUGUGCACACUUGUGCACAUGUGACUCCUGGCUGAGACAGAGAAAGAAUUCACUCAUUAAAAACCUUGUCAAUCAUUUGGGAAAUUACAACCUCGAGAGAAGGAAGCAAAAAAAAAAAAAAAGAGAGAGAGAGAGAAAAUGUUCCUUUAAUCUUCAUUCAGCCAGGAUAAGAGCUACAGAGGCACCUGUAGGUCCCUGAAAUACCUUCCCUUAUCUUCCCCACUGAAAUCUAUAGCCCAGCUCACUUCAUAUCCAACCACAGCUUAAAGCAAGGAAUUCACACCUUCUUUUAUCUCAUUUAGGCUGAGAAGAUCCCACCUUAUAAUAGUCCAAUCAAGAAGGGGCCUCUAAGGAGCUUUUGAUCCUGAAACACACACACACACACACACACACACACACACACUGAGAAUUGUGAAUUCAGAGAUGUUCAAUAGACUGAGCACUGUCUCAGGGAGAAACUGGGUAAUGUAAGGAGACUGGCAGAAGGUAAGAGGGUCAAAAGGAGUAUGAGAAGAAGAUAUGAAGUGAGGGAUGUGAGGGGAAAGAAGGGAAAUAAGCACUUAUGUGAUCUGUACUGUGUGCCAGGAAUGAUGCUAAACACUACUUUUGGAUAAAUGAAGUAGCAGGCUUAGAAGUGGAGAAGGAAGUGAACACAAGAAGGAAGAUGUGAGAGGGAAGAUUGGGAGGAGGUGUACCAGUUCAGGAAUGAAGAGCAUCUGAGAUAUAAGACAAGGGAGUUUAGGGAUAGGGAAAGAAAACAGAGUAAAAGUUGUGAAUAUGAAAAUGAUAUGAAGGCAAGGGGAAGCAGGGGGAAAGGAAAUAAGGAGAAUAUAAAAUGAAACAUGAAGAGAAUAGAUAAGAAAUGAUAGAUUGAGGAACUGAGAGUCUAGAAAGUGAGUUGAAAACAUGGAGCUAAGGGACUAAGUAAGCACUACUGAAGUCUCCUUUAUGUUCUUAUAGAUCCUCCUUAAACCCUUGCAGAAUUUUUAACUUCUGUAAAGAAAAGAUUCUCUUCCUCUCCAAGUAACACACACACACACACACACACACACAC
This is a messenger RNA of Antechinus flavipes (yellow-footed antechinus), 3756 nucleotides long. It is a transcript of the gene HRH2, whose product is annotated as histamine receptor H2. Lineage: Eukaryota; Metazoa; Chordata; Mammalia; Dasyuromorphia; Dasyuridae. Gene Ontology annotation, molecular function: neurotransmitter receptor activity; histamine receptor activity; G protein-coupled serotonin receptor activity. The transcript has 5 exons. The record is from RefSeq and is a predicted model, not a curated record. Gene Ontology annotation, biological process: gastric acid secretion; chemical synaptic transmission; positive regulation of vasoconstriction. The coding region runs from base 925 to 2010 and encodes 361 amino acids. Gene Ontology annotation, cellular component: dendrite; membrane.